Messenger RNA from Zophobas morio, 558 nucleotides. RefSeq names its product myotrophin. NCBI's taxonomy places the organism in Eukaryota, Metazoa, Arthropoda, Insecta, Coleoptera, Tenebrionidae. Gene Ontology annotation, biological process: regulation of barbed-end actin filament capping. The transcript has 3 exons. Gene Ontology annotation, molecular function: protein binding. The record is from RefSeq and is a predicted model, not a curated record. The coding region runs from base 83 to 436 and encodes 117 amino acids. Gene Ontology annotation, cellular component: cytoplasm; nucleus.
UUACUUACGUCAUAUGUGGUUGACAGCUGUCACUUUCGGCAAGUCACAAUUCGUUGUUUUCCAAAUAUUACAGUAAAAAAACAUGAGUGAGUUAGUGUGGGGCAUCAAGAACGGUGAUUUGGAGCAAGUUAAGGAUAUCGUCGAGAAAAAGGCUGUUAACGUAAAUGAACAAAUAGAUGGGCGCCCCCCGAUCCUUUACGCCGCCGACUACGGCCAGACUGACGUAAUACAGUAUUUAAUCGCGGCAGGCGCCGACGUCAACUCGAAAGACAAACACGGAAUCACAGCGAUCCUAGCCGCCAUCUGGGAGGGCCACAAAGACUGCGUCAAGCUCCUCUUGGCGAACGGAGCAUCGAAAAAUGGGGUAGCCCCCGACGGAAAGACUUAUAUCGAAUCUGCCGAUAAUAACGAAAUUAGGCAGUUGCUGUCGUCCUAAAUUAUUUAUAUGCUUAUUGACGCUGUCCUAGAUAUUCUAAAGAGAGUUAAAAAAAUCGAAUGCAAUAGAGUGCUUAUUUAUGUUUUAUUAAUCUAAAUUUCAAUAAACGUUUUUUUGUAUUA